AUGUAUGAUUUAACAGAAUAUGAAGGCUUAACGAUGUCAGAUGUAAAGAAAGGCAAACCAAAAAAGAGACCAUAUAGAGAUGAAAGCACACUGACAGAAAGACAGAAAAGAUUAUUGAACAGACUUAAACAAACAGGAGAUAAACAAGAUAUAGAUGACUUCUGGAAUGAAAUCCUUGAUGAAAAGAAGUUUUAUAAGAAGAGAAGCGGUCAGUUCUGGAAGUAUCUUUGCACAUUACCUAUAAAUCUUGAACGCUACCAAAUCUUCAAUGAACUGAACAAAAGAACUGCAACACUUAUGACAGAAGACAAUUGUUUCGUUUAUGCUUGCAUUCAGGCUGAAGUAGAUGGAGAGACUAUUGACCACAUGAGAGAAGUCAUUCGUGUUAGAGACUUUCCACAAAGUAAAGUACAAGAAAUUUCUGACGCAACAGGUAUAGCAUUCAAUGUUACCAUUGGUUAUUUCAAUGACUCAAGACAUAAUGAAAUAAAGAGAUACGUACCAAAAGAAUGUAAAACUGUUCGAACUAUUGACCUACUUCUUGUUGAAGACCACUACAUGCUAAACGAAAGACUUCCAAUGACAACAUAUUUCAUUCGCAACUAUAUAGAAAUCUUGAAGGAGUGUGGUGGAAUGAACAUUGAGAAACAGAUGAAGAUUUAUACAAAGAGAGAUGGUAAAUAUGUAGUUCGCAUGGAUAGAACUACACCGUUAUGGGAUGUUAUGAAAACAUUGUGGGAGUGCAAAUAUUUCGAACCUAUUUCUUAUGGAGAACUUUUCACAUAUACGACUGACUUAUAUAAACAGAACCUUGCACCAUUUAAAGAUUUGACAUAUGCUCCAAAGUAUUGUGUACAACUGAAGAAGAAAGCAGAGUCAAAAGAAGUAAAUAAAGCUAAAUGUAAGUUCAUUCCUGAGCAUGUUUUCUUUGCUGACUUUGAGUGUAGCACAGAUGGCUUUCAUAAAGCUUUUAACAUCUGUUACGACAGUGAAGAUGGUUCAGUGAGUGAAAGCAUUUGGGGUCAGAACUGUGCAACAGAAUUUUUGGAACGACUUCCUGACAAGAGUUUAAUAUAUUUCCAUAACCUCAGUUAUGAUAUAAACUUCAUCUUAAGACAUAUGACAGAAGUGAAAGGAACUCCCAUCAUUAAAGGUUCACGAACAAUGCAAAUAACUGGCUUAUAUAAAGGACGGGCAAUUAUUAUAAAAGACUCUUACAGUGUUAUAAAUAAGAAGCUUAAACUAUUUCCUGCUAUGUUUAACUUACAAACAGGACCGAAAGAAGUAUUUCCAUACAACUACUACAGCAGUACUUUGUUAGCAAAUGACAACAGAACUGGUGUCAUUUCUGAAGCAUGUAAGUUUAUACAGGAUGCAGAUACAUUCAUGAAGAACAUAGAUUCCAUCAAAGGUUGCAGAAUAGAUGAAAACCAUUUCGACUUAGAAAAAUAUAGCUCAUUUUAUUGUAAACAAGAUGUAAGAAUUUUAAGAGAAGGUUUUGUUAAGUUCCGCAAUGACAUAUUGAAAGAAUUUGAUUUAAACGUUUAUGACUACGUUAGUAUUUGUUCAAUUGCUAACAAAUUAUUUGAGAACAGAGU
Messenger RNA from Trichomonas vaginalis G3, 1598 nucleotides. Its product is annotated as organellar and viral DNA polymerase type B. Gene Ontology annotation, molecular function: DNA binding; nucleotide binding; DNA-directed DNA polymerase activity. Gene Ontology annotation, biological process: DNA replication. The annotation marks the transcript as partial. Lineage: Eukaryota; Parabasalia; Trichomonadida; Trichomonadidae. The record is from RefSeq and is a predicted model, not a curated record. The transcript has a single exon.